AUGGUUCAAUUGUGUCCUGCUCUGGUGCUAGCGUUGCUCGCUGCAGGCGCAGCGGCAGAGCCGUACACAUGUGACCGGCUGCACGAAGUUCCGCCCGGGAAGCGCUGUCAGUUUGUCACUGAGCAGUGCGACUCCGAGGGCGGUCUGCCGUACACCCGCUGGUACUACUGCAGCGUGGAGCCACACGGGGUCGCAGCCAGCUGCUUCUUCACGGUGCUCCUGGCCUGUCUGCUCCCCCUGCUGUUCACGUUACUGGGCGACACGGCGGAGAUGUACUUCUCGCCCAUCAUGACGCACGUGUCUCAGAGCAUCCCCAAAAUGAGGCCCAGAUUCGCCGGAGUCACGUUCGUUGCCAUUGGCAACGGUGCAACUGAUUUGUCCGCCAAUAUAACCGCUAUUCGUAACGGUGACGUACUGCUGUCCGCUGGUGCCCUCACGGGAGCUGCCAUGUUCGUACAAUGCGUCGUGGCUUCGGAGGUCAUGCGAGCAUCCAGAGGGCCCGUGAAGUGCGGGGGAGCCACACUGAGAGAUCUAGGGAUAUAUAUCGCCAGCGUGGUGCUGGUGCUGACGUCGUUUGCGUACGGAAAAGUACGGAUGGGUGAAGAUAACCUACUGGUUUAUCGCUGGUGCCGUACUGCUGUACUUGUCGUACGUGGUGUGGGUUUCCUGGGAGACGAGUGGCUGAGAGGGGACGUCCGGGGGCGGCCCUGGUGUGGCGGAGUUUCCGCCUCCUCCGUGUCGAGCAGGCGCGGGGCGGACGAAGAUGCGUCGACGGACUACGGUACGGAGUCGUACAGUGAUAACGACGACGACGCAGAGGAAGGGCUGUUGGAGUCCCAGCGGCGGCGGCGGCGGCGGCACGCGGCCUUUGAGGAGGGGGAGUGUCCCGUGGAGGAGGACGGAGGAGGAGGGCUGACGGCUGCGGUGGCGGGUCCAUCAUCAUCGGGCUUGCGAAGCGUGUUGGUGCUGGAGUCGACAGGUCGUCCCAACAGUCGUGCAGGCGAACGGCGCCGCGGGUGCUGGAGUAAGCUGCAGUACGAGCUUACCGUCGGCAACAGCGCCGAGUGGGAGGAGCUCCCCGUGGACAGCCUCCGCCGCCGCUGGCGCACCGUCACCUUCCCCGUGCUGCUCCCCUUCUACGCCGCCCUGCGCUUCAGCAUCCCCUUCGUCGACCCGGCGACCUACAGCCGCCGCUGGCUCAUCGCGACCUGCCUGGGUGGGCCGCUGCUGGUCGCUUUCUACAUGGCGCCAGCGGCUUGGCGCUUGCAGCUGCUAGCUGCCGUACUCGCUCUCACUGUGGGCGCCGUACUGGCGGCGGCUGUGGCGUACUUUACCGCGGGCGAGGAAGACGCUCUGCCGGACUGGGACUUGGGCACCAGCUUCGCCUUCGGCCCGGCGUUCUUCGCCGUCUUUGGGUUUUUCAUGGGGAUUAUCUGGAUAGAUCUUUUGGCGUCUGAGGUGGUGGGUGUAAUUUCGCUGUUGGCGAGCCUGCUUAGGCUACCCGCAUCUGUCAUGGGCCUUACCUUGCUCGCCUGGGGCAACAGCCUGGGCGACUUUUUCGGCAACCCCGCCAUGGCCCGUCGAGGCAAGCCGACCAUGGCGCUGACCGCUUGCUUCGCCGGGCCGCUGUUCAACAUGCUGACGUCCUUGGCGCUGGGUUUCGGGUCGUACCUCGCACAAAGUUCCCAAACGCAUGUGAGAGUGGUUUUGCGGCCCGAGGUGGCGCUGGGUUGCGGUUUCUUGGUUAUGUAUAAUUUGGCGGUGGCGGCGGCGGGGCUGAUGAACCAUGGGUCGCUGCCGGAGCGUUUUUACUUGUUUGCGCGGGGCUGGUAUUUGGCGUACUUGGCAACGGCUUGCGUUGUGGGGCUGUGGACGGGAUGA
Messenger RNA from Volvox carteri f. nagariensis, 1881 nucleotides. RefSeq lists its product as uncharacterized. Gene Ontology annotation, cellular component: membrane. NCBI's taxonomy places the organism in Eukaryota, Viridiplantae, Chlorophyta, Chlorophyceae, Chlamydomonadales, Volvocaceae. The transcript has 9 exons. Bases 1 to 1881 code for a protein of 626 amino acids. Gene Ontology annotation, biological process: monoatomic cation transport; transmembrane transport. The record is from RefSeq and is a predicted model, not a curated record. Gene Ontology annotation, molecular function: monoatomic cation transmembrane transporter activity.